This is a messenger RNA of Aspergillus candidus, 746 nucleotides long. RefSeq names its product cytosine deaminase. The coding region runs from base 80 to 526 and encodes 148 amino acids. The transcript is spliced from 3 exons. Gene Ontology annotation, molecular function: diaminohydroxyphosphoribosylaminopyrimidine deaminase activity. The record is from RefSeq and is a predicted model, not a curated record. Gene Ontology annotation, cellular component: nucleus; cytoplasm. Lineage: Eukaryota; Fungi; Ascomycota; Eurotiomycetes; Eurotiales; Aspergillaceae.
CCUACCUCCAAUAACUCAGUUGACUUGAGCCUCUAUUUUUAUACCCCAAACAAACCAAACCACCCACACACCCACCAUAAUGGAACAAGACCCCGGGUUCAUCGCCGCCGUGGAAGAAGCCAAGCAGGGCUACGCCGAGGGCGGAGUCCCCAUCGGAGCUUGUCUCGUCUCCAAAGAAGGGAAGAUCCUGGGCCGGGGCCAUAAUCUGCGCGCGCAGAAGGGUAGCGCGACGUUGCACGCGGAGAUCUCCGCACUCGAAAACUCAGGUCGUCUGCCUGCGUCGGCCUACGAGGGCGCAACCAUGUACACGACGCUGUCGCCCUGCGACAUGUGCACCGGUGCCUGUAUCCUCUAUAAGAUCAAGCGCGUUGUCAUUGGGGAGAAUAUGAACUUUGUGGGUGGUGAGGAGUAUCUGUUGAACCGGGGGGCGGAGGUGGUGGUGUUGGAGAAUGCGGAGUGUAAGGGGCUUAUGGCUAAGUUUAUUGAGGAGAAGCCGGAGCUUUGGAAUGAGGAUAUCGGGGUCUAGAUUCAAGCAUAUAUCUCAUGAACAAAGUUGGUGGUUGCCGUUUGGCUAGACGUAGGGGGUGGGAUUGCCCGACAUGUACAUAGUCAGAGUAUACCCUCGGAUUGAAAUCAAUCGAAGAGUAAAUAUAAACCACUCGUGCAACCGUCUCACGAAGCCGUCAGUCGGUGGAUCUCCUCGAAGAAGAACUUGAGGUCAUCCGGCUUGACGAAGGGGGUCACGC